Molecule: messenger RNA, 873 nt
Organism: Entamoeba dispar SAW760
Lineage: Eukaryota; Evosea; Mastigamoebida; Endamoebidae
Exons: 1
Coding region: 1-873 (290 amino acids)
Source: RefSeq, a predicted model, not a curated record
AUGAAUAUAGAAAAUCUACAAUUUGUAAGUAAAGAAAGAAUAUUUAUGAAUGAACCAGUGUUAGUUAGUAUUGAAAUACCAGAAAAUCUACAAAUAAUCAAUGGAAAGAAUAUUUUCAAGAAAGAUAUUAAUAAAUUUAUUAUUCCAUCAUCAAUUACUAAAUUAGAUGAUUGGUGUUUUAGUUAUUGUUCAUCAUUAAAAUCAAUUAAUAUUCCAUCAUCAAUUUGUGAAAUAGGAACUUGUUGUUUUUAUGAAUGUUCAUCAUUAACAACAAUUAAUAUACCAUCAUCAAUUACAUCAAUAGGAAAAGAUUGUUUUUAUGAAUGUUCAUCACUAACAUCAAUGAAUAUAGAAAAUCUACAAUUUGUAAGUAAAGAAAGAAUAUUUAUGAAUGAACCAGUGUUAAUUAGUUGUGAAAUAUCAUAUAAUCUACAAAUAAUCAAUGGAAAGAAUAUUUUCAAGAAAGAUAUUAAUGAAUUUAUUAUUCCAUCAUCAAUUACUAAAUUAGGAUAUCGUUGUUUUAGUAAAUGUUCAACAUUAAAAUCAAUUAAUAUACCAUCUUCAAUUACUAAAUUAGGAGAUGAAUGUUUUUCUGAAUGUACAUCAUUAACAUCAAUUAAUAUACCAUCGUCAAUUAGUGAAAUAGGAGAUUGGUGUUUUUAUGAAUGUUAUUCAUUAACAACAAUUAAUAUUCCAUCAUCAAUUAGUGAAAUAGGAACUUGUUGUUUUUAUGAAUGUUCAUCAUUAAAAUCAAUUAAUAUACCAUCAUCAAUUACUUCAUUUGGAAAUUAUUGUUUUUAUGGUUGUGGAUGUGAAGAAGAAUUAAAGAAAAAUAAAACAAUACCAAGAAAAUGUUUUGACAAAAGGUAUUGA